Messenger RNA from Cynara cardunculus var. scolymus (artichoke), 1562 nucleotides. Its product is annotated as U-box domain-containing protein 62-like. The coding region runs from base 68 to 1387 and encodes 439 amino acids. The record is from RefSeq and is a predicted model, not a curated record. NCBI's taxonomy places the organism in Eukaryota, Viridiplantae, Streptophyta, Magnoliopsida, Asterales, Asteraceae. The transcript is spliced from 8 exons. Gene Ontology annotation, molecular function: ubiquitin-protein transferase activity. Gene Ontology annotation, biological process: protein ubiquitination.
GCACUCAAUCGCCUUCUAAUCCCCUUCACAAUUAACAAAAUUAGGGUUAGGGUUUUACAGUUCUGUCAUGGCUUCCGAAGAGAUCGCUUUAGUCCUAUCACACCGUUCCGACAACAACCACCCUCAAUUCCUAUUCCAAGACGAGUCCAACUUACCGUUCCGAUGUAACCCACCGCAGCACCACCAACAGCAGCGCCACACUUCCGGUCAUCAUCCUGCCGGACAUACGACUAACAACAAGACUACCCGUGAGCUUACGGGCUUCAUCGAACAUCAAAAUCGACACUAUCAGCCGCAAGCCACAACCGACUUCCGGCGGAGCAUAUGCGACGCUGCCCCGGCAUACCACCGUGGUAUCCAGGAUUGGGAUAUCAGAAAUGGGCGGGAUUCUAGUUCUCCCAGCGGAGAUGGAUCGGAUAGUGAUGAUGAUGGAGAUGGAGAUGACGACGAGAUGGAUGAUGGGGAUGGAGAUGGAGAUGAUCACGUGGUUGGACUUGUAAAUAGCAGUAAUGAUAUAAAAAAUGCUCGCAAAAGUAAUGUUAGUGGGCACAGCAGCUGUGUGAAAAAUGGGAAUGGGAAAAGGACCCAUCUCUCCUCAAUUGGUUCCAGUAGUGAAGUGAUGAAAGAAGGAAUAGUAAUUCAAAAUCAUCAGCAAACACAAUUAUGCCAGUACCAGAACGCUAUUACAGUUGCUGACCCUAAUGGUGAAUUGUACUACUCUCAGUAUCUUCGUGGGGCUGAGGGUUCAGGAGCAGGGCUUAAAGAUAUGCUGGUUGAAAAUGGGUGUGGGUUUAGUGGAAGAAAGGAUAUUUCUAAUUCAGGUGGAUCGGGGGAGUCUUUAAGGGCGAUACUGUCGGAUCCUUUGACAGGAGGUCUGAUGGAUGAUGCUAUGAUAUUGCCUUGUGGGCAUUCUUUUGGUAGCGGUGGAAUGCAGCAUGUUAUGAGGAUGAAAGCCUGCUACACUUGUUCACACAUGGUGUCGGAAGGUUCCGUCACUCCAAAUCUAUCUCUGCGAUCUGCUGUUCUUGCAUUCCGUAGGGAAGAAGAGUUGCAGACUCACCGUGCCUCCAAAAGAAGAAAUAGAUUAGAGCAGGAUAAAAGUAAUUAUGGUGAUUCAACACUCAUGGACCAAUCGAAGGGCAGAGGUGUUCAAUUUCCCUUUUUUGUCACUGACCGUGUUAUCAUCAAGGGUAAUAAGAGGACGCCUCCACGUUUUGUUGGUCGUGAAGCUGUUGUAACAACUCAAUGCUUAAACGGGUGGUACGUGGUGAAGACAUUGGAUAACGCGGAGAGUGUUAAAUUGCAGUAUCGGUCUCUAGCCAAGGUAGAAGAUGCUCGGCCCUUAGAGGUCGGUUCGAGUAAGAUGACACCACCCAAUUGGCUCUAACAACCCUAACUCACAAUGGGUACAUGUGGUUGGUUAUCAGUCCUUUUUAGGUGUAAAUAUACAGAGUCAUGUAGAUGUGGUAUGGGAUGAAAAAGAUGAAAUUGGCAGAGGUAAAAUUGAUGGUUUGAAGGCAUUUUGCCUUUUCUAGUUUAAACAAGUAUAUAAUUUUUCUUUG